Papaver somniferum (opium poppy) is the source of this 1206-nucleotide messenger RNA. RefSeq lists its product as uncharacterized. Bases 298 to 1065 code for a protein of 255 amino acids. NCBI's taxonomy places the organism in Eukaryota, Viridiplantae, Streptophyta, Magnoliopsida, Ranunculales, Papaveraceae. The transcript is spliced from 2 exons. The record is from RefSeq and is a predicted model, not a curated record.
AUGAACAAGAUCAACAAACUACAAGCGUUUUUUUUCUUCCGAUGUUAUGAUUGUCAAGGUGAGUUCGAGGUUACCCAAUGAACCACAUUACUUCUGGGCUAGUAUCUUGAAACCUAAGUACUACUCUAACUAUAGCAUUUUGUCUGGUAAAAGGAUCUGCAUAAAUUAAUUUUGAUUGAGUUGUGGAGAAUCAAAAGAAUAUAAUAAUCUGGUAAGAUAAUUGAUACCUUAGUAAGGAUGAACAAACGUAGGAACCUGAGGAAGAAAAUUUAAAUGUUACUUCCAUGAUUGAAGUUUAUGCAAAAAUUAGUACCUACAAACAAACAAAAACGUGUAAGAGCUCAAAGAUGUCAUUUGGCAUACUCGAGAAAUGAGGAUUUUGGGAAAGAAAAGGAAGAGCGAGAGCUAAAAUUUAAGAGGCAAAUGAAAGAACGAGAUGUGGGAGAGAAAAUGAAAGCACAGUAUGAGCAGUAUAACAUGCGUCAGAACCAAAUUAUGGAGUAUGUCAGAUUGUGCAGGCCAGAGCUAUUUACGAGACCAAGACAACUCUCGGGACUUUUAGAUCACUUCAUCAGAAAUGGGGAGCAUCAACAUAGACCUUGGGAGCAACUACCUAGACACAGGUCGACGGCUUUCAUACCUUUGGAGCAACGCAAAAGACCUGGGGAGCAUCCUAGCAGACCGAGGAGAAACUCUUUGGACCUGCGAAGACACUUUACAUGCAUGGGGAGAAGCUUAACAGACACGGGGCGAUGCCUUUCAUAUCAUUGGAGCAGCGCCAAAAACCUGCGGAGCAGCCUGGCAGACCCUAGGUGCAACUCUUUGGACCUGCAGAGCUGCUUUACAUGCCUAGAGAGCAUCUUAACAGACCUCAAAAUGAUUGUAAGUGUCUCUUCCAUGAUAAUAAGCGUAUUGGGGAGAAGCUCAACAGAAUAUGGGCAAUCUUCUAAGCAAACACGUGAGAUAAUGCAGGUACAUGUGGCCCAGGAACGGACAUCUGGGAUUGGUUACCUAGGCUGUCUAAGAGUUGAUUUAACAUGGAUUAAGCCAAAUUUGAAAUAUUAGGUUUCUCUACCUUCGAUUUGGGUUGAUACUAUAUUGGAGAUUGCGUAAAAUGAUUUGUUUUUUUUCCUUAUGGUUCAGAGGGAUUCACUAUACCUUGUGGCAAAUACUUCUCUUUAAUAAAAUUUAAAUUCUUUGUUUCAA